Molecule: messenger RNA, 1785 nt
Organism: Malania oleifera
Lineage: Eukaryota; Viridiplantae; Streptophyta; Magnoliopsida; Santalales; Ximeniaceae
Product: scarecrow-like protein 14
Exons: 2
Coding region: 1-1785 (594 amino acids)
Biological process (GO): regulation of DNA-templated transcription
Cellular component (GO): nucleus
Molecular function (GO): DNA-binding transcription factor activity; sequence-specific DNA binding
Source: RefSeq, a predicted model, not a curated record
AUGACAUCGCCAGCGAAGGAAGAUUCACAAGAUGAAACUCACUUGUUUGAUUCUAUUUCCAAGGACAUAGUGGAUAUUCUCAUGAGCGAUGACAUAGAGGAGAAGUUGGGUACUUUUGUUGACCCUUUGGCUCUCAGAGCUACUGAGAAAUCAUUUUACGAUGUUCUAGGUAAGCAGUAUCCUCCCUUACCUACCCACCUCACUCUUUGCAGUCCUGUUAAGAAAUUUUCUUGCAAUUAUAAUAGUACCAACAAUUUCAUUUUUGAGUCCGCUUCUCAAAUGCCCUUCAGUUCCAAGGGGAUUUUUGACAAUGGAUUGAUGAAGCCUUCUGUAACUACUAAUCCUUCAAGUAGCAAUAGUGAUGAGUCCAUUUUAAUGCAGUUCAGAAUAGGGGUAGAGAAAGCUCACAAAUAUCUUCCAGUAAUUGAUUUUGACAGCCAUGAUCUAGUGGUAGAGAAUACUGAUAGAGUGGACGAGUUAUCAAACAUGAUUCACCAGAUGUUUCUCUUUCCUAACAGUGAAAAAGAGCAUUCAGAGAGCACUGCUAAUGAAGAUUCAAAGAACAACCGAGCUAGUGGAUUGAUUGGUGGGAAAGAUCGAGCCAAAAAAGGAAGAAAUGAAGCGGUCGAUUUAAGGGAUCUGCUUAUUAAAUGUGCAGAAGGUCUAGCUGCUACUGACAUUAGGACUACAAAUAAACUUUUAAAGGAUAUUAGGCAACACUCUUCGUAUACUGGUGAUGGAUCUCAGAGGAUGGCACAUUACUUUGCCAAUGCUCUUGAGGCACGCUUGGCGGGUACUGGGGCUCAAAUUUGUGCUGACAUUUCCAAGACAGUACCAGCUAUUGACAUGUUGAAAUUCUAUCGAUCUUUUUUCCCUGCUUGUCCAUUUGGAAGGAUCUGUUUAAAUUUUGCAAAUCAGCACAUUCUGGAUGUGACUAAGAAGGCAACAAAACUUCAUAUUAUAGAUUUUGGUGCCGUAUUUGGAUUUCAGUGGACCCUCAUAGUGCAAGAUCUCUUGGCUAGAGUUGGUGGAACUCCUAAACUUCGCGUUACAGGCAUCUUACCUCCCCAGCAUGGUCCUCAAAAAGCACAAAGAGUUGAGGAAACAAGGCGUGGUUUGGAAAAAUAUUUUGAACGGUUUAAUAUCUUAUUUGAGUAUAAUGUUAUAGAAAAAAAAUGGGACACUAUUCAAAUUGAUGACAUUAAGAUCAACAAAGAUGAGGUCAUUGCUGUGAAUUGUCUAUUCAAAUUUGAGAAUCAUCUACCUGAUGACACAGUUGCAUUGAACAGCCCAAGAAAUAUUGUACUAGACCUAAUUCGAAAGACAAAUCCCAAAAUAUGUGUCCAUGCUGUUACGAAUGGAUCCUUCAAUGUCCCCUUCUUUGUUAGGCGAUUCCAAGAGGCGGUAUACUACUAUUCCGCAUGGUUUGAUAUGGCAGAUAAAGUAUUUACCCGUGAAAAUCCAAUUAGGUUGAUGUUUGAGCAAGGGAUGCUUGGGCAAGAGGUUGUGAAUACUAUAGCAUGUGAGGGUUCUGAGAGGAUUGUGAGGCCUGAAACAUAUAAGCUGUGGCAGGCACGUAACACAAAUGCUGGAUUUAAGCAGCUUCCAUUGAAUAGGGAACUCAUGAAGAGAUUAAGAGCGAAGUUGAUAUUUAUGUACCACAAAGAUUUUAUGAUUGAGGAAGAUGGUCACUGGAUGCUCCUAGGAUGGAAAGGGAAAAUAUUGCAAGCUCUCUCUUGUUGGGUUCCAUAUGAGUGUACUAAAAGCAUUUUUCGCACAGCUUAG